UUCCAGAUAAAGCGGGUCUUCAUCCUUUUCCCGCAACAGGAGCAACUUCCUCAAAACUCCAGCAUAUAACGAGGUCUUCUACUAACCCAGUUUCAAACCAGUAUCCACCUUUUGUUCUGAACUUCAGGAAAUCCUCUAGGUCUGUUUGUCAGGGCAUAAUGCAUACAUUUGGUGGAAUCACCCUGCUUGUGGUGGUGGUGUGGUGUGGACUAGCUCACACUCUGGAGGAUCUCACACUGGAUGAAGCAUGGGAGAGCUGGAAACUCACCCACAAGAGGGAGUACAAUGGCCUGGAUGACGAGUCUAUUCGACGGGCGAUUUGGGAGAAGAACAUGCUGUUUAUUGAGGCCCAUAACAGAGAGUACGAACUGGGGAUUCAUACCUAUAAUCUGGGCAUGAACCAUUUUGGAGAUAUGACACUAGAAGAAGUGGCAGAGAAAGUCAUGGGACUUCAAAUGCCCAUGUACCGGGACCUAACUAACACAUAUGUGCCUUAUGACACAGUGGAAAAGUUGCCCAAAUCAAUUGACUACCGUAAACUGGGAUACGUCACUUCUGUCAAGAACCAAGGUUCUUGCGGCUCAUGCUGGGCCUUUAGCUCUGUUGGGGCUUUGGAAGGUCAGCUGAAGAAGACUAAAGGUCAGCUGGUAGACCUCAGUCCUCAGAACCUGGUGGACUGUGUGACUGACAACGAUGGCUGUGGUGGAGGAUAUAUGACAAAUGCCUUCAGAUACGUCAGAGACAACCAAGGCAUUGAUUCAGAGGAGAGCUACCCCUAUGCUGGAAUGGACCAGCAGUGUGCCUAUAACAGGUCAGCAAGAGCGGCCAGUUGUAAAGGGUAUAAAGAGAUUCCUCAGGGUAAUGAGAGAGCACUGACUGCUGCCGUGGCAAAGGUGGGACCUGUAUCAGUGGGUAUAGAUGCCAUGCAGUCCACCUUCCUGUACUACAAAAGCGGUGUAUACUAUGAUCCCAACUGCAACAAGGACGAUGUCAACCAUGCUGUUCUAGCUGUUGGCUACGGAGUCACACCAAAAGGGAAAAAGUACUGGAUUGUGAAGAACAGUUGGGGUGAAGAUUGGGGGAAGAAGGGGUACGUCCUGAUGGCUCGUAACCGUAACAAUGCAUGUGGCAUUGCCAGCCUGGCCAGUUUCCCUGUUAUGUAAGAGCUGGAAGUAGGGAGCUCACAAGGGACCAAACUUGUCUGCUGCUGACCAAUAACAAAAGGGACUCAAUCACUAUCAGUGUGCUCCAGCAUUACAUAAUGAUUGGGGAAACACUCUCUAAAAGAAGCAGUUGAUUUGAAUACCACAAGGUUAAGUGUAUUUACCUCUUGUGUUCUAGAUGUCUUGUUCUUAAUCCUAUGAAAUUAUGCAAUCGAAACUGUUUUGUGCAAUAUUUGAAAUUCAUAAGGGAAAUUUUGAUAUUGUGUAUACAGUCUGUUAAACUUUUUUUUUAUUCCCCUGGUGGGAUCUGAUCUUUGACACUUGUUUUAUGAUGUAUUGAUUAUAUAGAUUAUUAAGGGCUUUUUGUGACAAUAUUAAAUAAAACUGUUAAACUGUUCAUAUUUGGGUAAAAGUAUCUCAAUGUCAUUUUCAUAAAUGGUUUACUGCAAUAAGGUUUAAUGAUGUAAUGUUUAUCACACUAACAGUAUGUUAAUACCAAGUCAAUAUCACACCUCUGUACAGAAACGUUAUAUAUAAUAAAUGACAUUCAGAGAAUAAAAUAUCAAUGCCAAA
Molecule: messenger RNA, 1736 nt
Organism: Sinocyclocheilus anshuiensis
Lineage: Eukaryota; Metazoa; Chordata; Actinopteri; Cypriniformes; Cyprinidae
Product: cathepsin K-like
Exons: 8
Coding region: 159-1163 (334 amino acids)
Biological process (GO): proteolysis
Molecular function (GO): cysteine-type peptidase activity
Source: RefSeq, a predicted model, not a curated record